Messenger RNA from Acaulospora colombiana, 2775 nucleotides. The record is from the annotation of a GenBank genome assembly. NCBI's taxonomy places the organism in Eukaryota, Fungi, Glomeromycota, Glomeromycetes, Diversisporales, Acaulosporaceae.
AUGUGGAUUAUGGCCCUCUAUAAUACGGAAUCCAUUAUGUUGCUCAAUGACAGUAAAUGGAGUCCGACUAGUGAAAUUUUCCUUCAUAUUAAUACUGCUAAAGUCAAAUAUUCCUUUAAACGCAGAUCCAUUCGAGAUCACAUACGCGAAGAGGUAGCUAAUUCGAAAAAAAAAUACGCUAGUUUUAAACCUCACCUUGCGAUUAUUCAAGUUGGGAGCAGGGAAGAUUCCACGGUAUAUGUGAGGCAAAAGGAAAAAGCAGCUAAGGAAGCUGGAAUUGAAUUUAGCAUACAGAAAAGAGAAGAGUCCAUUACUCAGCAAGAGCUUUUGAAUUCGGUUCGCGAACUGAACGAUAAUCCUCUAGUCCACGGAAUACUCGUUCAACUUCCACUCCCGGAUCAUAUUGAUGAGAAGCGUGUCACAGAGGCGAUUAACCCCAAAAAGGAUGUGGACGGGUUUCACGCGAUUAAUAUUGGAAAUUUGACCAAACGCAAUGGUCAACCUCUGUUUUUACCUUGUACUCCUAAAGGGAUCCUCGAGUUAUUGGAACAAACAGGUAUUGAAGUUUCUGGUAAAAGCGCCGUUGUAAUAGGGCGCAGUGAUAUUGUGGGAUUCCCUACGUUUGCUUUAUUAUCGCGCAAUAACGCCACAGUUACUCUGUGUCAUUCCAAAACCGAAAAUCUUCCCGAAAUUGUCAAGACCGCCGACAUUUUGGUGGUAUCCAUAGGACGUGCGGAAUAUGUUAAGGGUGAUUGGAUAAAGCCGGGUGCGGUUGUUAUCGAUGUUGGAACUAACGCGAUCGAAGGUGAUGUGGAAUUCUCUACCGCAUCCAAAGUAGCAUCACAUAUUACCCCUGUUCCCGGCGGAGUUGGACCAAUGACGGUUGCAAUGUUACUAGAAAACACUGUCGAAAGUGCGAAAAGAUAUCUGAGGGAGAGUAGCGAACGAAAUAUUUCCACUUUGCCUUUGAAACUUGAAUUCCCGGUGCCAAGCGAUAUCAGUAUAUCAUCAGCUCAAUCGCCGAAACCUAUUAAAAUGUUGGCUGAAGAAUUGGGUUUGGCGUCGAAUGAGUAUGAAUUGUAUGGGCACAAUAAGGCAAAAAUUAAUCUUUCGGUGCUUGAAAGAUUGAGAGCACGAAAAAAUGGCAAAUAUAUUGUUGUUACAAGCAUCAACCCAACCCCACUGGGAGAAGGAAAAUCAACCACAACCGUUGGUAUUGCGCAAGCUUUAGGAGCUCAUUUAGGGAAAAUAGCAUUUGCGUGCAUCAGGCAACCAUCCCAAGGUCCCAUCUUCGGUAUAAAGGGUGGAGCAGCUGGCGGCGGAUACUCGCAGGCCCUUUUCAAUCGUUUGUGUCCUCCGGUGAAAGGAGUUCGCAGUUUCGCGCCUGUAAUGUUGAAACGUUUGAAAAAACUCGGAAUUGACAAAACCAACCCCGACGAUUUGACACCUGAAGAGAUCAAUAAAUUUGUUAGAUUAGAUAUCGACCCCAAUACAAUAACAUGGCAGAGAAUAAUGGACACGAAUGAUCGAUUUUUGCGUCGUAUAACAAUCGGACGGUGUGAAACGGAACAAGGUCAAACACGCGAAACGGGGUUUGACAUCUCUCCGGCAUCGGAGUGUAUGGCCGUGCUCGCUUUGAGUACUUCACUAGCCGACAUGCGGGAAAGAUUGGGUAGAAUGGUGGUAGCCGCCAGCAAAACUGGGGAUGCAAUAACGGCCGACGACCUCGGAGUGGGUGGCGCAUUAACGGUCUUAAUGAAAGAUGCGAUAAAACCGAACCUCAUGCAAACAUUAGAGGGUACCCCGGUGUUUGUACACGCAGGGCCAUUUGCCAAUAUCGCUCACGGUAACAGUUCGAUACUGGCCGACAAAAUUGCUUUAAAAUUGGCAGGUGCGGAAUGUGAUGGAGAAGGUAAUGUGAUCGAAGGCGAGGGUGGGAAAUACGGAUAUGUGGUGACCGAAUCGGGAUUUGGGGCCGACAUGGGGAUGGAAAAGUUCUUCAACAUCAAAUGCAGAGUAUCAGAUCUGAUACCUGACGCUGUCGUGGUGGUAUCCACCGUGAGAGCUUUAAAGAUGCACGGAGGUGGACCAACUGUUACACCGGGAAAACCCUUGCAUGAAGCGUAUUUCAGUGAAAAUCUCGAGUUAUUAAAAGAGGGAUGUGCCAACCUAGUUAAACACAUCCAAAACGCAAAAAAAUAUGGUUUGCCGGUCAUAGUUGCCAUUAACAAGUUCACAACUGACACCGAAGCCGAAUUAUCACUAAUUCGGGAGAUUUCCUUGGAGGCGGGAGCUACCGACGCGGUACCGACCGCUCAUUGGGAGCUGGGUGGGGCGGGAGCCGUGGAAUUGGGAAAAGCAAUAGUCAAAGCGACCGAGGAUGAAACAGAAAAACGAGAAUUCAAGUUUCUAUAUGAAGUUGAAAAACCGAUUGCGGAGAAAAUCGAAACCAUUGCAAAGGAGAUGUAUGGUGCUGAUGGAAUAGAAUUGAAUGAGUUGUCGAAAGCGAAGAUAGAACUGUAUACACGACAGGGAUUCGCAAAUUUACCGAUAUGCAUGGCCAAAACCCACUUAUCGCUUUCACACGACCCAACACGUAAAGGCGUACCCAAAGGAUUCAGUGUACCGAUACGUGAUAUUAAGGCUUCCGUUGGCGCGGGGUUCUUGUACCCGUUGCUGGGUGAAAUGCAAACUAUGCCUGGAUUGCCCACGCGCCCGUGUUUCUUUGACGUGGAUUUAGAUCCGGAGACUGGUAGAAUCUAUGGAUUGUUCUAG